AUGCACAGUGCACCAUAUUUUUGGAUGAAAGUUUUUUUCGAUUUUAAUUAUCUACCAAGUGAUGAACGUGUACGUAAUUAUAUUCCAUUAACUGAAAUUCUAGCAGAUUCAAUUGAAUUUGAAGAAUUAAAAAUUGAAAAUAAAAUUGGUGAAGAUCAAUUUGGUGAAGUAUUUCAUGCAAAUUGGUGUAAAGAUCAAAGAAUAAUACCGGUAGCUAUACAGAUCGAUGUCACUGAAGCUCAUUCAGAAAAAUUACCAAUUCGUUGGUUAGCACCUGAAUUAAUUGAUAAUCAAGCAGCUUAUUCAAUUAAGUCAGAUGUAUGGUCAUUUGGUAUUCUGUUAAUUGAACUUUGGCUAAAAGGUGGAGAUCCUUAUCAUAAUCAACAUAUAACAUGGAUAUCAUCUGUUGUUAGAGAUGGAUAUGUUCAUGAAAAACCACCAAAUUGUCCUGUCGAGUUCUAUGAAUCUUUGAUAUGUCAAUGUUUAAAAUUUAAAGCAAAUGAUCGACCAAGUUUUCUAGCUUUGAAACAAUUGUUAGACAAAUGGCAAUGUUAA
Molecule: messenger RNA, 555 nt
Organism: Rotaria sp. Silwood1
Lineage: Eukaryota; Metazoa; Rotifera; Eurotatoria; Philodinida; Philodinidae
Source: the annotation of a GenBank genome assembly